This is a messenger RNA of Diorhabda sublineata, 649 nucleotides long. RefSeq names its product lysozyme-like. NCBI's taxonomy places the organism in Eukaryota, Metazoa, Arthropoda, Insecta, Coleoptera, Chrysomelidae. Gene Ontology annotation, molecular function: lysozyme activity. Bases 108 to 569 code for a protein of 153 amino acids. The record is from RefSeq and is a predicted model, not a curated record. The transcript has 4 exons.
ACACGCCUUGACCACUAGUGUUAGUUCUACAGACAAACCAAACUGGUCGAGUUACUUUUAGUUUUUAAUUUAUUUAUUUACAUACAAGGAAUAUCCUUUUGUUUGAAAUGGCAGCUACUAAGUAUGUCGUAUUGGUGACUAUACUCGCAUCAAUUCUACAAGGUGUGGUAAGUCAAGACCUGCCAGUGACCCAAGUCUGUCUGGGAUGUAUAUGCGAAGCUAUAUCUAGGUGUAACACCUCCAGCGUUUGUUCAGGUGAUGUCUGUGGACCAUUUAGAAUAACUUGGGGUUACUGGGCAGAUUCAGGAAAACCUACUCUCAAAGGAAAAUCUCCGAAUGAUCCAGACGCUUACUCCAGUUGUGCUGGAGACACAUAUUGCGCAGCUUUAUCUGUACAAGGUUAUAUGAAAAAAUUCCAACAGGAUUGCAAUAAUGAUGGGAAAAUAGACUGCGAUGAUUUUGCUUUAAUUCAUACUCAUGGUGGAUACGGAUGUAAAGGAAACGUACUUCCAGAACCUUUCGGUGAACGCUACCAACAAUGUAAAAAAUUUGUUCAGGGAUAUAAUUAGAUUGUACAUUUAAUUUAAUAUUAAAAAAUGUUCUAUGCCCUUAUUAAGCUGUGACUUACUUUAAUAUAAAUAAUUUUCUA